AAUAAUCUCAAUAUGUUUUCCUUUUAUUGUAGCCCCAUAUUCAACAAUCGAUAUAUAAAACAUAAAAAAAACUGUUUUAGUACAUCUACCCCUAAGUGUUUUGUGCACAACAGAGAUCAAUGAAAAAUAGGAAGCAAUCAAUAGGUUACACAACUAAUAUCUUUGGAUUUAGGGCAGAUGGUAAACCUUUGUGAUGAAUCCUUUACGACAAGACUACUGCUGUGGAUCUUCUGGAGGUCAUUUACAAAAAGGGUAUUGUUUUUGGAUUAGGAUAAGUAAAAUUAGGUCUAAAAAUACACUCCUGAUCAAUGGAAGUGGCCAUUUAAAGCCAUUGCAGAAGGAGACCUCAAGGCAUUUCAAGAUUGGAACUACCUCAGUACCAGAAUCCAAUAUAAAAUACAUAGCACUUUUUCUUCCAAGUCUCAGGAAAAUCUACUAAAGAGGAAAUCCACAGUAAGAGGAUGGGACAAUUUCAAAGCUCUGGGAAGCAAGACAUUGAUGUCGCAGACCUCCAGGAGAUGUACAAAAAAUUUGUUGUGCAAUGUCCAAGUGGAGCUUUGUAUUUGCACGAGUUUAAAGGAUUCUGCAGAGUUCUGGACACCUCUGAAGAGUCCUUAUAUAUGGACAACAUAUUCAAAACUUUUGAUAAGAAUGGGGACAAUGUCAUAGACUUUCUGGAGUACGUAGCAGCUUUAAAUCUUGUACUAAGAGGAAAACUUGAACAUAAACUGAAAUGGUCUUUCAAGGUGUACGAUAAGGAUGGCAACGGAUGUCUUGACAAAGAGGAACUGAGGGAAAUUAUAGAGGUUAUUUAUAACAUCAAGACAGGCAGCAAACUGGAUCAUGAAACUCAAUUACUUACACCCGAUGAAGUCUGUGACAGAAUUUUCAGGAUAGUUGAUGUCAGUGGAGACGUACAACUUUCCCUGGAAGAAUUCAUUGAGGGUGCUCAGAAGGAUGGAUGGGUUAUGAAGAUGCUAACCUUAGACAUCAAUCCCACUGGAUGGGUUAUUGAACAAAGAAGGAAGUGUUCACCAAUCUAAAGAGCAAGCAUUAUAUGUACAGUAGCACAGCAUUCUGCAAUUCAACAACUGAAAACGUAUCCCCUGUUGCUGUGUGAAGUUGACAGAUGUGAACAGAACGAAUCAAUACACACACUACAUACGUCCUGUAUGGCACGUGUGAUUUUAUGUAUUUAAAAAACAUUUUAUUAAAAAUGUAUCUUUUAAAAGUUUAAUAAAUAUUUUCUUUUCUUUUUUUUAAGUUUCAUUAUUUAAUAAAUUGUAUUGGACUGCUAUUGUCAAGAACCUACCCCAUAUCUUAAAAAUGACACAAAAACAGGAACAGAAAAGGCAUUUGGACAUCAUGGUAUACAAUUUGCAAUAUUUCUCUGGUGUUUACUGACACUAUUUGAACUGCAGGAACACUAUAUUUAAUUUACAGACUCGCUAUUGUGCGAUUAUGUGUUUGGAAUGCUGUUAAUAUUGACACAAGACUGGGUAAAGGCAUAUUUUGGGAUAAAAGUAUCCUGGAGCCUGUUUUACAAAACCUUUAAUCUGGAUAACAGUGAUCCGGAUUUUGUAAUCCUAUAUUUUUUGUGAUCGAGAUUACUUUGAUCUGGAUCGUUUUGAUCCGUUUUUUCAGAAAAUGUCACUGCUGGAUUACAUUUAACCAGAUUACAAGUAAUUAUAAUUACGAAAUCAGUUAAAAAAAAAAAAAAAAAGUAAUUUCGAUCAUAAAAUAUAGGAUU
This is a messenger RNA of Acipenser ruthenus (sterlet), 1750 nucleotides long. RefSeq names its product guanylyl cyclase-activating protein 2-like. The record is from RefSeq and is a predicted model, not a curated record. Gene Ontology annotation, cellular component: photoreceptor inner segment; cone photoreceptor outer segment. The transcript is spliced from 4 exons. The coding region runs from base 462 to 1043 and encodes 193 amino acids. Gene Ontology annotation, biological process: visual perception. Gene Ontology annotation, molecular function: calcium sensitive guanylate cyclase activator activity; calcium ion binding. NCBI's taxonomy places the organism in Eukaryota, Metazoa, Chordata, Actinopteri, Acipenseriformes, Acipenseridae.